Molecule: messenger RNA, 7446 nt
Organism: Lachancea dasiensis
Lineage: Eukaryota; Fungi; Ascomycota; Saccharomycetes; Saccharomycetales; Saccharomycetaceae
Source: the annotation of a GenBank genome assembly
AUGGUAAAACAUAAAGAGACGUCCAAAUCCUCAAAGCGAUAUAGAUACUCGUCAUUUAAAAACAGAAUCGACAACAUUAGGAUAGAGCCGGCCAAAAAUUUAGCCAAACGAGUUCAUGAUCAUGUCGAAACUUCGCACUUUUUGGCCUCGUUUGAGCACUGGGAGGAUACAAAUCUAAGUGCUACAUUUAUCAACUUCGCAGACGCUGUACGGCCCCUCUCUUCAACUUUGCCUCAAAUUCUAUUUAACGAAUCUGAAAUCUUUAACUACAUUUUCGAUACCAUUAGCAAGCAUGACGAAAAUGCGCUUCAACCUAUGCUCGACCUUUUGGCGCAAUUCUGUCACGAUCUGGGCCCUGACUUCAUGAAAUUUUAUACUAGAUGUAUGCAGAUGCUCACUCAUCUGUUGGACGACGCUGUUAAUUUCGAAUCAUCGGAUGUUUUUGAGUGGGGAUUCAAUUGCUUGGCUUACAUCUACAAAUACCUAUCUCGAAUUUUAGCUCAAGACCUUUUGCUGACAUAUGACCUGCUCUUUCCUCUAUUGUCGCACGACAAGGAAUAUUUGUCCCGAUUUUCGGCUGAAGUUCUAUCCUUUUUGGUAAGAAAAGCCAAGCAGACCAGCUUAGAUGCUUUUAUAAAUCAUACUUUUGCUCAGCUUCGCGACGACAAUACUGAACACCUUUACGAUGGUCUUCGCAUCUUGUUCACCGAAACGCUUGUUUCGACUAAGGAAUCUCUACAUUCGAAAUUCGGCAUAAUUAUGCAAACGUUGAUUCAAGCAACUCUCACGAGUGCAGAAAAUUCCAGGUGUGUUUCCGUCAUUGCAGAUGUGAUUAUGAAUGUCUUGAGGCAUGCUUCUCGUGAGAACGCCAAGCAACUCUAUGAUGUCACCCUCGGUCAAAUUGAAAACUCUCUAAAAAGUGGUGCGGAAAAUACGGAAGUAGCUACUAAACUUCUAAUACCCUUGGCGUAUGCUGAAAGUGGUCAAAAAGUGGGAUCUUGGUCAAAUUUAAUUUGCUGCAUUCAAAGACUUAUUGCACAUGCUGGUAAAAAACUUUCGCCUAGUGAUACCUCUCUAUUAUUUUGCUGUGUUUUGCGAAAUUCUCCGAUACCUGAUCUCACCCAGUGCUACAAAGAGUUUUUCUCUUUCUAUAUGAAGAAUUUUGGAGCCAACUUUACGGAGUUUUUUAAGCUGGCGCUUUCAUAUGACAGGGACAGGGUUCUUUCAUUUGGUGGCGCCAAAUAUCUGCAGAAGUUUUUCAACUCAGAAUGGCCCUUGCACUCCAAAAAGAUGGCCUUUUUUUUGCUAGAAAUUGAAAGCAACGUUGCCUUAGUCGAGAAGUUGGGCGUCAAGGUUUCUAAAGAAUUGGGCCUCGAACAGCUUUCGGCGAUUGAGUCCAUGGACCUAAAUGAUGAAGAUAUGAUUUUCGACCUUUACUGGAGGCUAUUACUUGUAUCUUACUGCGAUUGCGAUAAUUCUCGAGUGCUUGUGUCUACUUUGGACUUCUUCCUACGAGAUGGGCCUCGCAAUGACUUCGAAAAAGAUGUUAUGGGGAGAAUACUUUCGACGAUCACCGUUAAAGAAACCUCAGAGUUUAAACAACUUUUGAAUUUGGCUCUUCGAAGGAUUGAGACUAUCCAAGAUAGUAAGCUUUGCGUCCAGGGCUUGACUCGAAUAAUCAAUGAGACAGUUGCGGCCGGCUAUGGUAUCAAAUAUAAUUUUGCUCCCCAAAUUUUGGUCUCAGUAACUCAAAACUUGAGUUUGCCUGACGAUUCGAUCCGGUAUGAAUCCCUUAACUUGAUACUUGCAAUUAUUGAAUUUGAAGGAAUUCAAGUACCUCACUUUUUAAACGAAUGUCGUUUGAUCGAGGAGAUUCCUCGCAAUCUUCAAAAUGCACGUGACAUAACUAUGCGGCUAAGAAUGAUAGGAUCUGCUUUCGCGAAGACAGAACCUGAGAAUUUUGCGUGCCAUGCGUUGUUUAACUAUCUUUUCGGUAUUCUUACCGUGAGGUUUUCUCCAGUGUGGGAAGGUGUUUACGAAAUUUUACCUCAAAUCUUCGAAAAGGAUCAAAAACUAACUUGGGAUUUGUUCUUAAAGUUCAUCGAUGCCCUGGAUAAUAAUUUUGAAUUGGACUAUUACGUCCCAAAAACAGCUAUAGCCGAAGCCCAGGGUGGUUGGUCUGUGAGCGUGUCCAGGUUGAAUGACGCUUUGCAAUCUUGCCGCAAAGUUUUUACAUCAUAUGCUUCGAUUGAUAGAUCAAUCAUCGAAAUCUCUAAAGAAAAAAGAAGUGAUUUAACUUAUCCUGGUUUGAUAAGAAAUCAAGCCCUCAAAGGUCUACAAUCAAUACCACAAUUGGCAGAACGUCAUUCUAAAGACAUCGUGCCCUAUUUUUUGAAAGCUAGUCCGGUCGAUAGCGAGCUUAGUGGAGCCGACGCCUCUGAAGACAAUGAAUACCGAAGCUCUAAUACUUGGUCUGAAACCGAUCGGAAGCUACUUUUAAAGCUCAUCGGCAAAUUCAAAAACAUAAAGGCUAUUUAUCGAUCUGAAGACGUUCAUCGCAGACUCAUGGAUCUCCUGGGGAGUAGAACGACCGAAAUACAGAAGCUGGCAUUUGACGGUAUUUUAGCAUACAGGGACAAAGGCGUCAUCAAGUACAGGGACAACUUGAGAAAUCUAUUGGAUGACAAUGCUUUUAAAGAUGAAUGUCUCAAAUUACUCGCUCGCAGCGACGAGCAAAUAAUAGAGCCCCAGGAUGAAACAACAAUUAUGCCUGUUAUUUUGAGAAUACUUUUUGGUCGGGCUCAAACCCCUGUUACUAGUGGUUUGAAGAGAAGCAGAAAAGCUGCAGUUGUUACACUUUUACCCAGCUUAAAUGAAAAAUAUGUUGUUGAUUUUUUGACUCUUGCUAGCCAUGGGACUCAUACAAAUGAAAAUCUGUCACUAUCUCCGACGAUUGCAAGCUCUUCCAUGAGAAGAAUGGUUGGUUUUGUAACACUAGCUCGAGCAGCUGUGAGCGCUUUAGGCUCGCGCUAUCCUUAUGCGACCGAAAUGUUGAUACAUCCAAUUCUGCUCACGCUAAGCGCCUCUAAUGAAGUCACUCUUGGUAUUACAGACCAGGACUUUAUUUUGAAGCAAGCAAGUACUCUACGACAGUUAUCCAUAAAGUUGAUGCAUAGCAUAUUUAACACUGUGGGUGACCGUAUCCAAUGGGGUGUGUACGUUGAGAAAAUCUUCGAGGUUAUGGUCAAACCAAGGCUCACAAGGUUUGAGGACGAGAAUCUCCAGCAGCCAUCCUCACUGAUGGCUAUUAUAUCUUUUUGGGCCAGCGACGUCCGCUAUUACAAGUUCCUAUAUUACGAUGGUUGUUCAGCUGCUCAUGCGCUUAUGAGAACUUUAUCGAAGGAGACCGCUAAAGACUCUGUGAUCAGCUCAAUCUUGAUGUUUUCAAAUAGCAUCAUAAAAAAUCCAACCGAAGAGUCCAACUACAUUGAUCUUGUUACGCUCGUGGCUUCGGCCUGUCUUCAAAGUUUACCAAGCUUGCUCAACCUUGACAAGAACCAAGACAUAAAUGCAGUGUCGGCAGAUCUUCUUCUAAACCUGGUGGAUGCAGGUUAUGUUCGAGAAAACGAAGUAAAGAAACACAUUUUGAAUUCGUUAGCUCUCAUACUUGAGGGUGAGUUAAAAGCCUUUCGUGCAACAGAUAAAUUGAAGAUUUUAAAAACAAUUGCUGCUCUACUUACUGACUACGAAUGUAGCUGGCAAGAUAUUGAACCGUUAUACAAGUCGUGUUCGAAACUUUACAGAACAAUAGCGGAAAAGGAACAGAGGCAAGCUAUCAAUGAAAUAUUCUUGAGCAUUGGCAAGAACUUCCAACAUUUAAAGGGUGCUUGCACUCUUUUAAAUGAUCUGAAUGGAUAUUCCACCAAUCGAAUGGAGGCCUACAACUUUGAUACUGUUUUGCCUGCAUUCAAAAAAAUAAAUGAGGAAGGAUAUCUGUGUUUGAGCGACACGGAAUGGUUCCCAAUCAUCAACACUUGCCUCUUCUACAUUCAGGAUGAGGAGGAACUCGCUAUCAGAACAAAUGCUUCUCAUUCCUUAAAGCGUUAUGUUGAUUAUAUCAAUUCAAAGGCAACGGUAGAAGAAGCCAGGUGCUCUGUUGGCACAAUGACCUCGGAUCUCAUGCCUCAAUUAAAACAUGGUCUACGUCAUAAAAAUAUUGAUAUUCAAGCCGAAUUCAUUUCUGUCAUUGCAUACAUUGUAAGCAAUUCUAGGUACUAUACUGAAUUGCAGGAUAUGAAGGUCUUGCAAUUCAACGCAGACGAAGAAGCUAACUUCUUUGCCAACAUCACUCACAUCCAGCUGCAUCGUCGUCAGCGUGCGAUAAAGAGGUUAUCCGAAAACGCGUCCGCUUUGUCUGGAAAUAGCAUUUCCCAUUUUCUGAUACCAAUGAUCGAAAGGUAUAUCUACUGUACUGACGAGAAAUAUAGGAAUAUGUGCAAUGAAGCUAUUUUGGCAAUUGGCAAUUUGACCAAUUACGUUACUUGGAAUCAGUACAAAGCUCUCAUCAGAAGAUUUGCCUCGUUGAUGGAUAGUAAGCCUCAGUACUUGAAAGAGAUCAUACUGCUUAUUGCAAAGUGCUCCUCAGCUCUCGCUGACUCCAUGUGCGCGGUAAGGUUACAGACUGUACAUGGCCCCACGAUGGAAAAAUUUCCUAUGACACUCUCAGACCAGGAUACAUUUGUUAAAGAAGAAAUUUGCCCUAGAUUCAGUAAAAUUUUGAAUAUUCGAAAUGAUGAGACUAUUGUUGCAAGAAUGCCACUUUGCGAGUCGAUGGUAAACUUCACUAUGGGCUUGGACACUAUGGACCGAGCUUCGCUUCUACCGGGCAUAUUGAGCAGCAUAUGUCAAGUUUUGCGCAGUCGUUCGGAAGAACUGCGCGAGGCUGUCAGAAAAACUCUGGCUAAUAUCACUAUUCGAUUGGGCCCUAGAUAUUUCACAUUUAUUUUGAAAGAACUAAAGGGUGCACUAAGGAGAGGGUCUCAGAUUCACGUUUUGAGCUACACAAUCCACUCGCUCUUAAUGGCUCUCUUGCCUACUAUGGUUCAUAAGGACCUUGAUUGUACUGCGCAGCUAAUCGUGGGAGUUUUGAUGGAAGAUAUUUUUGGUACGGCUGGUCAAGAAAAAGACGCUGAGGGGUACAACUCAAAGCUAAAAGAACUCAAGUACAAUAAAAGUUACGACACAGGAGAAAUCCUCGCUGCGAAUAUUUCGUUAUCGGUUUUUGGCUCGCUACUUUCGCCAGUUAAUGCAUUGCUAUCUGAAAACUUGGGAUUGAAGACUCAGCGCAAGCUAAAUGAGCUUUUGCGGAGGUACGCACUUGGUCUCAAUCAUAACAUUGAGAGCUCGUCAAUUGAUGUUCUCACUUUGUGCUACGAAAUAUACACACAAACAGCAGAAUAUGGAGAAGUAAAGCAAAAAAACCGGUCUUACCGUCCAGGGGCAAUGGAGGAUUCAUUUUUUGUGGUCAAUCUUAAUGCCAAAACUGAAAAAGUACAAACCGAAGGUCGAUCAAACAGCGCCAUUCUUCAAAAGUUCUCCCUCGACCUUCUUAGAACGGCUUUGUCUAGAAACUCAAAUCUACUAGAGGUGGCUUAUCUUUCUAAUUUCGUGCCUCUUCUACGUGAUGCCUUGGACUCGCAAGAUGAAGGUGUGCUUAUCAGCGCUCUUCGUGUCCUGAUCGUCUUGGUGAAGUUACAAUUCACAGAGGAAAACGAGGGAAUUUUCAAAGGCUGUGCGCGGAAGGUGUUGAAUGUUAUUCACGAUUCUCCUUCCACAUCAAGUGAGUUAUGCCAGGUUAGUCUCAAGUAUCUUUCGUCCCUUAUUCGUCACAAAAAUAUAGAACUCAAGGACACCGCCUUAAGCUUUAUUCUCGGUAGAAUCAAGCCAGAUCUUAACGAGCCAAACAAGCAGGGAUUGGCAUUUAACUUCGUCAAAUCUCUGCUCUACAAGCAUAUUGUUCUUCCUGAACUAUACGACAUCGUCGACGCCAUUGCCGAAAUAAUGGUAACAAACCACUCAAGAGAGAUCAGAGACGUCUCCAGAAGUGUCUAUUAUCAGUUUUUGAUGGAAUACGACCAAAGUAGAGGGAGAUUGGAGAAGCAGUUUAGUUUUUUGGUCUCAAACCUCGAAUAUCCUUCACAAGACGGCCGUCAAUCAGUAAUGGAAUUGAUCAAUCUGAUCGUUAAUAAGUCGAAUCCUGAACUUCUCGCUCGUCUUUUUUCAUCCUUUUUCCUGUCUCUGUCGAACGUUGCUGCAAAUGACAGUUCCCCACGGUGUCGCGAAAUGGGAUCUGCUCUGUUGAAGGCGCUAUUGAUGAAAGUUGGAGAAGAUGGGACAGGGCCCGCUGAAAAAUACAUUUCAGCAUGGCUCAAACAUGAAAACCCUGUUUUUGUUGAACUUGGUUUGAAAAUUUAUAAAAUAUUUGCGGCAGCUGUCUCCAUGGGAAUGAACAAGACGCUCGGUCACUUAGCAAUAUCGAGAGCCAAGGGCAUCAUUUCAGAAUGCUCAGUCGGUUCGAAUACCGAAUGGAAUCUUCUUUACACGGCGUUGAACCUUCUGAGCAACUACGUCGACGUUGUACCUAGUUGUUUCGACAACGACAAUAGUGCUAUGUGGGCUCAUGUGGAAGAUUGUCUUUUGUAUCCACAUCUUUGGGUGAGACUAAUCAGCGCUAGGAUGAUUAUGAAGUAUUUGGCAAAAAGAGAAGAACUCCAGCGCCCUUUGCCCGACUAUGAGCUUCAAACGAUAGCGUACCGGAUAUUUCGGCAGCUAGGUGCCCCGUCAGUAUCGGAGGCAUUAGCUUCCACAGCCGUAAGAAUACUAGCUACAGUUAUGAAAAAGUGGAUCGAAAAUAAAAGUCCUUUUAUCUCGAAUUCCGAAGAGUCAGUGAAGUAUGUGACUGCCAUGGAUUUUGCGUUAGCAAGAAUUGGGUCAAUUUUAAGAGAUGAAGAAAACUUUCAGGAAACUUUCAAUUCCAAAAAAGCUUGUGUUCAAUUAUUUGCUCUAAUAGUACAAAUGAUGAACCAGUCUUUGGUGAAAGAUGUUGCUCCUAAAAUUAUUCUGCCACUGUUCACUUACCUGGAGGAUGAGCGUAAAGUCGUGGAUGAUCAAGUCCAAGAGUUACGACAACUAUCUCAAGAGUGCUUGGAACUGUUGCAGUCGAAACUUUCGGUCACUGAAUUCAGUAGCGCCUAUUCGACGGUCAAACAGGAAAUCAUACAGCGCAGGUACGAAAGAAGAGCCAAACGAGCUACGCUGGCUGUUACUGCACCAGAGGCAGCCGCAAGAAGAAAGCUCAAGAAGCAUGCCAGAUCGAAAGAAAAGAGAAAGCAUGAAAAGGAUGACAACGGCUUCUACCGCGCAAAGAACAAGAAGAGAAAAUUUUAG